Messenger RNA from Erigeron canadensis, 2031 nucleotides. RefSeq names its product L-type lectin-domain containing receptor kinase IX.1-like. Lineage: Eukaryota; Viridiplantae; Streptophyta; Magnoliopsida; Asterales; Asteraceae. The record is from RefSeq and is a predicted model, not a curated record. The transcript has a single exon. The annotation marks the transcript as partial. Gene Ontology annotation, molecular function: ATP binding; protein kinase activity; carbohydrate binding. Gene Ontology annotation, biological process: protein phosphorylation. Gene Ontology annotation, cellular component: plasma membrane.
AUCAUGGCUAUUGCUACCUCCAUUCCCCUUUCACUCAUCAUCAGUACCGCCAUUCUCGUCCUCACACUUCCUUAUGCUGCCCCUUUAUCGUUUCAGAAAACUGGUUUCAGCCCAAACGACGGUGAUAUUAAAUACGAAAGAGAUGCUUAUCCUUCAAACAAUGCAAUUCAACUCACUACAAACCAACGUGACGUUAGUGCGUUGGUUAGCAUUGGUCGUGCCACCUAUUCAGAACCCUUGCAUCUUUGGGACAAUACCACACAGAAGUGCACUGAUUUCUCCACUCGGUUCACUUUCACCAUCAAUUCUCUCAACAGUUCAAAGUAUGGCGAUGGGCUUGCUUUCUUUCUUGCACCAAAUGGGUCUACGGUUCCUGAUAAUGUCACAAGUAGUGGAACGCUUGGGCUUACUCGUGAUGAUCAGACAUUGAACUCUACUAGCAACCCAUUUGUUGCUGUUGAAUUUGAUGUUUUCCAGAACAAGUGGGACCCAGAAAAUGAACAUGUUGGAAUUGAUAUCAGUUCCAUGGAGUCUGUAAGGAACUUGACAUGGCGGAGUAGGAUUCGAGAAGGCGAAACAUAUGACGCAGUUAUUAGGUAUGAUUCUAGUUCGUCUAACCUUAGUGUCGUAUUCACGGGUUUUGGUAGGAGUGGACGUCAGUACCAGCGGAUUUCUUACAUCGUUGAUUUAAAGGAGAACUUGCCAGAGUGGGUUACAUUUGGGUUUUCUGGUGCAACAGGGAACACUGAAGUUAUACACAGUAUUUACUCAUGGAACUUUAGUUCAAGUCUUGGUAUCAAUGAAAACAUGAUGGACCCAGGCCCAGGGACCGUUGGUAGCCCUGGUCCAAGGGCUGGACCCGGACCCAAUUCAGAAAAAAAUAACGUAGGGCUAGUGACUGGUUUAGUGAUUGGGUGUGUUAUGUUAGUUGGGAUUGGUCUAGCGCUAUUUAUACUGCGAAACAAGAAGAAAAGAUUUGAAACCAAAAAUGAUACUUUCGUGCUGGAUAGUGAAUUUGAAAAGGGUACCGGAGCACGAAAGUUUUCAUACAAAGAGCUGGCUCGAGCAACUGGUAACUUUGCCGAGCAAGAAAAGCUUGGGGAGGGUGGUUUUGGUGGGGUCUAUAAAGGUUUUGUGAAAGAAAUGGACUCAUACAUUGCAGUCAAAAGGGUGUCACGGGAGUCUCACCAGGGAAUAAAAGAAUACGCAUCAGAAGUUAAAACCAUUAGCCGAUUACGACACAGAAACUUGGUGCAACUAGUCGGCUGGUGCCAUGAACAAAAAGAGCUACUUCUGGUGUACGAAUUCAUGCUAAACGGUAGUCUGGACUUGCAUUUAUUUCACGGGAAAAGCUUGUUAACAUGGCCCAUAAGGUAUGGGAUUGCUAAAGGUUUGGGGUCGGCACUGCUAUAUUUGCACGCAGAAUGGGAGCAAUGUGUGGUGCAUCGGGACAUUAAGUCAAGCAAUGUUAUGUUGGAUUCAAGUUUCAAUGCAAAACUUGGUGACUUUGGGCUAGCUAGGUUUGUUGACCAUGACAAGGGUUCACAGACCACUGUCAUCGCUGGAACCAUGGGCUACAUGGCUCCAGAGUGUGUUAUGACAGGUCAAGCAAGUAGAGAAACAGAUGUGUACAGUUUUGGAGUCGUAGCGCUGGAAAUAGCAUGCGGAAGGAAGCCAAUGGAUCUAAAGGCUGCAAAAGGUCAGAUAAGAAUGGUGGAGUGGGUUUGGGAUCUUUACGGGCAGCGUCGUAUUCUAGAAGCAGCUGACAGUAGACUAAUGGGAGAUUACGAUCAAAGAGAAAUGGAGUGUUUGAUGAUUGUUGGGCUCUGGUGUGCCCAUCCCGACAACACUUUCCGUCCAACAAUUAGGCAAGCAAUCAGUGUUCUUAAUUUUCAGUCUCCCUUGCCCAGCCUGCCAUCAAAAAUGCCUGUGCCAACUUACUUCACCCCUUUCACAAACCUCACCAUGUCUUCACAAUGCAGCCACACACAGAGCUCAAGCUAUGGAUAUAACACAGACUCAACAAAGUAA